Drosophila willistoni is the source of this 557-nucleotide messenger RNA. RefSeq names its product natterin-3. NCBI's taxonomy places the organism in Eukaryota, Metazoa, Arthropoda, Insecta, Diptera, Drosophilidae. The transcript is spliced from 2 exons. The record is from RefSeq and is a predicted model, not a curated record. The coding region runs from base 43 to 474 and encodes 143 amino acids.
CAGAUAUCAUACUGAACGGUCACAACAGUUGAAUCGCUAAAAAUGGGUCAUUGGGUACGUUCCUCUUCUAAUUCUCCUCUGCCACACAACGCUUUCCAUGCUGGCCAUGAUACUGACGGAUCAGGAAUUUAUGUGGGUCGUUGUAUGUACGAGGGUGAUCUUUCUCCAGCUAAAGUGAUACCCAGCAAACAUGCCGCCUAUGUAUCCCAUGGCGGAAAGGAGCACAAUGUCAGCAGUUACGAAGUUUUGGUGGGUCAUGGAUACGCUUGGGCUCCAUCCAGUGAUGGGCGUGUACCACGUCAUGCAAUUUCCACUGGCAAAACUCGUACUGGUGAACCUCUCUAUGUGGGCCGUGCUUCCCAUUCCAAUUCAGUGAUUGUCGGAAAAGUGCAUCCAUCCCAUGGCUGUCUCUAUGUGCCAUUUGGCGGUCAGGAGAUUACCAUUAAGUCGUAUGAGGUGUUAGUGAAACAUUAAUAAAAAAUAUGAAUCACUUGAAAAAUGUUCAAAUAAUUCAAAUGUUUGUGUUAUCAAGAAUAAAUAGCAAGUGCCUAAGUAAA